AUGCCUUCAAGUCUGGCAGCGCAGCUUGCCCAAUCUGCGUCACUAAAUGCCAACCUUCUAAAUGAAAAAUCCCGUCGCAAAUCCACAGAAUCGUAUCUAUUCACUGGACGACAAGCCGACCAAUACGACCUCGAAACUAUCCACGCCUUAGCCGUCAAUGCUUUCUUGCAACUAACGCAGUUGAACCCAGAGUUUCAACGAUUCGAGGCUCCUUUACUAUCAGAGGCUGCGAAGUCAACCGAUCGGACGCUGCAAACAAAAGCAGAGAACGCGAAGCUGGAUGAAGCGAUAACUGGAUUCCUCCACUUGUUGGGCCCGUAUGUUCUGGAAUCUCCUACUGGGAAGGUCUUGGAGUGGCUCGUUCGGAGAUUUAGAAUCCACGAAUUCAACGUCGACGCCAUCCUCACGCUCUUCCUCCCCUACCACGAGUCGCCGCACUUCACCAAGAUGCUCACGAUCCUGCACAUCCCCCCGUCGUCGCCGUGGAGUUUCCUGCGCGCGCACAAGGCCGCCGCGACGAACCUGCAGCGGGCAUCCCUCGUCACGGAGAUGCUCAAAAACUCGCCUGCAGCGCGAGUCGUUGCAGGGUUGCUGCCGAACGCGAUGAGAGAGGGGCAUCACUACCGCGCGCUGACUGCAUUCCACGCUGCCACGCUGCACGAUUUUCUAAUGAGAAGCGAGGGGGUCGACGAGGGGACGGUUGCGUACAUCCUCCCCGCGUGCGUCGAUCCUCUGAAGUCCCCUUCGGCGGGCAAGGACGAGACGUUAGCGAGCUACAUCCUCCUCGUUGCGCUCAGCCAGAAAUGCCGCCUGUCCCCAGACGCCGUGAACGCGAUCGUAGUCGCGAUGACGAAGCGCGCGGCGCUCGUCACGCCCAGCCAGUACCUCAAAGCCCUCAUCUCGGUCUGCGAGCCACAGGAGUUGGAGGAGGGGGCAACCUUCCCCCGCUCGGUGACGAAGGGCCUGCUCAAAAUACCGAACGCGAACCUGCUCCAAGAUGUGGACGGAGCGCUCUCCAUCGUAGGCUCGGAAAAGUUCUUCAAUCCGCUCGUACCAGGGCUCUGCCAGCGCGUCGCCGUCACCGACGGCACCGACGACCAAGACCAGCGCGCGCUCGCCGUGCUGGAGCUCCUCAGCACAUCCGCGCACACGCCCCCAAGCACGCUCAACGUCCUGUGCCGCGCCGUCAUCGAAAAUAUGACGUCCCCAUCUGCGUCCCUAACCGACGACGACGCCCGCAUCCGCCAGAAGAAACUGCGCAAGCUGCUCGCCGCGCUGCAUCAGCGCCACCCGGGCGUCGUGCUCGAGUCAGCGCGCAGGCUUUCCGCUAUCCGCAGUGAUGAAGACCAGGGGGGGAAGGCUGUCGAGGAAUUGGUUCUCUCGUUGUCACUAGGGCUCGACUUGAAGGAGGCGGAGUUGACGGAGGGGGCAGAGGCGGCCGAUCUGAUAGUGGCGGCGACGAGCUUCGAUCUAAUUGUGCGUCUGAACGCUGUAAAACGACUCCUGGCCAUCGUUGCGUCGUCUUCCGGAGACGAAGAGGGGUCUUCUGCGGCAGGGACGGAGAAGAGAGCGAUCUGCGAAGCGCUGCUACGGCGGAUCGUGGACGACGAGAGCGAGGUCGUGGCAGCCGUCUACGCGGAGCCUGGUAUCAUGACGCCAAUCAUCCUCGCAAACCUCCACACGUACCUCGCCUACCUCAGCACCGCGCUCUGCGCCGACCCCUCUCCCUCUCCCUCCUCUAAACCCGUGCAUAAGCCCAAAUCCAGACGCGCUCUAAUCAAAAUGCAUCUCGCCUUCGCCGCGCACCACGUGUGCGUCGCUGCGGACGACGCGGGGGUGGCGGAGCGGGUUUUCCGCGGGGUGGUGUUCCCGUUUGUGAUGUACUCGAAGGCGCGGCAGAAUACGGCGGAGGGGGUGUGGGAGAUUGUUGAUGCGGAUGCGAAGGCGGCGGCGGGGGUGGGAAGUAAAGGGAGUAAGGGAGGGAGAAUUAGCGAGUGCGAUUGGCUGGGUGGGUGUGUCGAUGUGUGGAGGGCCGAGAAAGAGAAGGAGAAGGAGAGCACUGAGGGACGCGAUGACCAUGUCUCGAAGAUGGCGGCUAUGAAUCUUGCUCUGGCUGGCAAGAUAGCAGGUACGCUGUUGUUCGUCACCACUAUCCCCCACCACUCUUGUUCCCUUGCUCUCCCCGAUAUCUUACUCCCAAUUGGCCAUUCGACAGAUAACAUCAUGAUGUCCAACCGCUUCAGCGAGCACAUCGAGACUUUUUGCGAUCACAUACGCAGCGCCAACACCCACGCGCGGGUGUUCGCCCAUUUUAUCGCGCGGGAGCUGUUGGCAAGGUUGUCGGGCGAGCAUCAGCUGGAUGCAGCCACAGAGGUCCUCAGCGCCAUGGGCCUGAGUGCUCAUGGCCCCAUGGAGAACGUGUGGUAUGGCCUGGAUGCCCCCGAAGAGGCGAUAACUGACGAAGCUAUCGGACGAGCCAUCGUGGCGAAACCGAGCAGCCAGAAUACACUUCGGUUGCUCCAACUUUCCAUAUUGGCGCUACUGGCUACCGCACAUCGACCCGCUGACAUUGCGCUCAAUUGGUUUGAAGUAGCCUCCCCCGCUACCGCACAGACCGGCUCGGACAGUCGAGGCGUUCGCUACGUCCAACACGUUAGGAAACUCUACCAACUCGCCAAUCUCUACAUCCCUGUAGUAUUUGCAGUCCACGUGUUAUCCUUGCUCUUCACGAAUCUUGGUGAGGAUUCGCUAGCCUUCCUUGCGAGUGUCUGGACUUCGGAUGAACCGAUAUCCUCCUCUGCCGACAAUGACGUCCACCAGGGCUCUGAUAUGGCAGAUCAACUGCGGAUCGCAUCGUUGCGGCACGCUGCUGCGUUCCUCGAAGCCCACAAUCAGCAACAGAGCCCCUCCCAGUCCAUCGAUUUCCAGACAAUCUUGCCAGCUCUCUUGCUCGCUAUACAGAGUUCGAGUAUACACAUAAGGCAGGCUGGGGUGGACUGCAUAUUCGCCCUGCGGUCCUCUGCGCAACGGACCUUCUCCACCGUCUAUGCCCUGGACUGGAUAUAUGGGAAGGACACUCAGAAGCUCCAGUUUCUUGACCAGGACGACUUCAAGAAAUAUAUCGAGGCGCUGGCGUCUGAACCCGAACAUCUUGUCCACGAUGGCGGAUACUUGGGUGCAUUUCAUCAGGCUCACCUAGGCUCCUCCUCGAAGAAGAAGCACGUCGAGUACCGACGCCGCAUCCUGUGCUUCCUCCUCUCCCAUGUUUCGUCUCUCCCGUCUAUCUCUGCUAAAAUCACCGUACUUAAAUCUAUUGAAAGCGUAUCGGACAAAGCGAAGUGGCAGAUGCUCCUCUCCUUCAUCAAGGCGAUCGAAGGGAGCAAUGUCGAGACGCUCCAAUCGUCUUUCGGGUCCAGGGAAGCAGAAUUUGUCAAGCUUGUCGUGGCUUCAGUGGAUGCGUCCGCUGUCCCCGAAUUGAACGAGCCCAGCGGCUCCCUUUGGCCGGUGUUUUUGGCUCUGCUUCGUCAAAGUUUCUCAGAGAAUGCUAUACCUUCCGCUCGCACUGCUCUGUCCGAGUCCCUUGAACAUGGUUUGUUCUCUGGCCUCAAUCUCCAGCAUCAAGUCACUACGUGUGAAGUACUGCUUGAACGCGCCAUCGUUAGACAGCUCUUUAUGAAACUAGACCUUAGUGUUGCCUUGUUGACGCAACUCCUUUACAAACUUCUGUCGCCUUCUCAAAGCGUCGCGCCUCCGCCUAGCAAACGCCCAAAGGUUUCAGAACCGACCCAGGACUCGCUAUCCGCGUUCAGCCUAUUCGUCGAAAUCCUCGGUGCGAAGGACCUGCCUGCGUCAAUUGACUUGAUCUCCCGCCUUCUGGAAGCACUGAACAAAGUUCUGCAACUUGUGCCAUCUGUACAGAACGAUUUGAGCUAUGUUCAGCAGUUGUUGAUGUCGACUAUCGAAAACGUUGCCGACAAAGUUGUGGAGGCACCCAACACUGUCUCGAGUUCCAUCCGAUUAGAUGUGUUGGUGGAGGUUGUCAGAGUGGCAAGGAAUCCCCAAACCUUCCAUCAGGCAUUGUUACUCAUAGCGAACCUGACCCGUCUUGCACCCGAAGCUGUCCUGCAUAACGUCAUGCCAGUGUUUACGUUCAUGGGAUCCAAUGUUUUCCAUCGCGACGAUGCCUACAGUUUCCGCGUGGUAAAAAAGACAAUCGAUAGCAUUGUCCCUGUGAUGGUAUCCUCCCUCACAAAGAUACACAACGGUGGGAUCAAUCUGUACAUAAGCGCCCGCGAUUUUCUGCAAGUAUUCUCGGAUGCCUCAAACCACAUUCCCCGCCAUCGCCGAACAAAUUUCUUCCUUCACUUGAUUGACGUCCUCAGCGCCGAUGCCUUCCUCCCCCCUGUCUGCAUACUUUUGGUCGCAAAAUCUGCAUCUCGAUCGGCGCGAGCACAAAGCGACGAAGGCCCGUUCGCCCUACCCAACUCCAUAUUGCGACACUAUCCUUCAACUCUCCAAGUAUCCACCCUCGUCGAGGUUCUCAAGGAGAGUCAGCGCUUGCUCAAGUACUGUGUAGACCCAUUGAAUGCUGCCCCUGCCUUGUUAGCGGAAGCCAGUGACGUUGAUUUGAAGACGUUAGCGUCUCGGGCGCAAGCCUUAAUUUCCUUCGUUGGGCAGGCUCUGACGUCCUCGCAGCCAAUAGCUUCAACGAGCAAGCUGCUCGUCGCAGAACUUGUAUAUCUCCUCAUCUCUAUCGCCACCGUACAGGACGACGCCCUUGAAGAUAUCAGGAAAGCAGCCCGAGAUAGCUUGAAUCAGAUAUUAGCAGUCAUACCAGCUGUGGACUUCGUGUCUUCAGUGUUAGUGAUGCUUGAUUCAGCCGAUCUCAAGAUUCAAAAUGGUGCUCUGCAACUAUUAACCGAUCGCUUGGACCGAGUGUCGGAGGGUGUUCGACAGGAAGCAUCAGCGACCUGUGUUCAGAUCCUCAACCACAUAAAGUCGAUCCUACACGACAAUAUGCGGACCUCCCCUCUUGGACUCUCUUGCUUCAGUGCCAUCAAAAUUAUUGCGUCGUCGUCAUGUCCUGGGGAGGAGCCAGCCCUUGUAUCACUUUUACCACUCAUAAUCCUUGCGAUACGCACAAGGACUCUAGCGGAAGGUGCAAUAUCCGCGCUGUCGCCCCUGAUUCCUAAAGUCGGCCCUCGUAUCAUUCCUUUCUUCCGCGAACUCGUUGCCGAGAUUAUAUCUCUGUCAAAAAGUGAAGGCAUCCUGCAACACUCGCUUGAUGCGCUCCGUAGUCUUCUCUUUGUCAUUCCUACUUUUUGGAGUCCCAACGAACUAGUUCAAGUAUUUGACCUCUAUGUUGGUCUAUCGAACACGUCGGACCGGGGUAACUCGAUGACAGGCUUCAUGAAAUCAUUGGCGAAGCGCGUACCAUCCAAAUCCUUAUUGGCUUCUUUAAUCCAGUUCUGGACCACAAAGACAGACUCCCAGAAGCAGUGGCCGGAGGCGUCCCUGGUCGCCUUUUUUGACCUCGUAAAACGGGCUUUACACGCUGCUGAUAAAAUAUCAGUGACCGAGCACCUAAAAUUGUUGUUUAAGCUCUUCAUGGGGGCAUUCGAGUCUGUUAAGAACGGCUCCUCAGAAGCAAAUGUGGCAGAGACUAGUAUCGUCACAGCGUUCCUGGAACUCGUUAUCAAGCUGAACGAUGCCGCUUUCCGCCCUCUCUUCAGGAAACUGUAUGACUGGGGGUUCACAGACGACCCGGGUUAG
Pleurotus ostreatus (oyster mushroom) is the source of this 5772-nucleotide messenger RNA. RefSeq names its product snoRNA-binding rRNA-processing protein utp10. Gene Ontology annotation, cellular component: t-UTP complex; 90S preribosome; small-subunit processome. Gene Ontology annotation, molecular function: snoRNA binding. The record is from RefSeq and is a predicted model, not a curated record. Gene Ontology annotation, biological process: positive regulation of transcription by RNA polymerase I; maturation of SSU-rRNA from tricistronic rRNA transcript (SSU-rRNA, 5.8S rRNA, LSU-rRNA). Lineage: Eukaryota; Fungi; Basidiomycota; Agaricomycetes; Agaricales; Pleurotaceae. The transcript has 24 exons. The coding region runs from base 1 to 5772 and encodes 1923 amino acids.